Molecule: messenger RNA, 426 nt
Organism: Ascoidea rubescens DSM 1968
Lineage: Eukaryota; Fungi; Ascomycota; Saccharomycetes; Ascoideales; Ascoideaceae
Exons: 1
Coding region: 1-426 (141 amino acids)
Source: RefSeq, a predicted model, not a curated record
AUGAAGAAAAAUAAGAUGGAGUUCUGGCAGCAAUUUGACUUUGCCUUUGGUUUGAAGAAGAAGAAGAAUAUUGUUCUGUUUUGUGUUUAUGUUCGUUUUGUUUACGAUUUCCGUUUUGGGCGCUUUUUUUCCAGACCAAAAGAGAGGGAAAAGGAGAAGAAGAGAAGAAGUGAAGUAGUGAAACAGAACACAAUGAACAGUUCAAAUGGGGUUUCAAUCGAUGAGCUUAUUCAGGAGAAGGAGCUCGAAGAGAGAGUGUUCAGUGAAAUGGCAGCUGUUGCAACUCGACUAGAGACAAAAGUGUCGACCAUCGAGAGACAGCUUGAGGACAUUGGAAAGGGAACAGAAGGCAAGUAUCUGAAGAAGGGCUGUUGUGGUUGGGGGAACUUGUAUUUACUAACAGGAGAUUGUUUUGAUAGCUGUUGA